Messenger RNA from Lathyrus sativus (Indian pea), 1098 nucleotides. NCBI's taxonomy places the organism in Eukaryota, Viridiplantae, Streptophyta, Magnoliopsida, Fabales, Fabaceae. The record is from the annotation of a GenBank genome assembly.
AUGCUUAAUUCCAACAAAACAGAACCUUCAAACGCCGAUUUAUUGGAGCGCCGAAAUUGGGGCAACAUAUUCAACUUAUUGGUUCAGAUGGUGAAGAAUCAGCAAAACCAGCUUCAAACAUUCGCUAAUCAACAGAAGUUUCUAGAAGAUCGAUUGCAAAUGCAGAACCAACGCUGGGCUUCUGAUGUUAAACAGUACAGGGAUCAAAUUUCUCAUAUAAAGAGUCUUUUGAUUUUUGAGGAGAAGAAACGGGUGCUCGAAGCUGCUAAGGCUGAUUUGAUGAUGGGUUAUAAGGAGAGAGAUGCUUCUGUUUUGAAAUGGAUGUUGGAUAGUGCUGAGGACGAUUUAGACGAUUUCAAAACUGGGUUUGAUAUCCUUGCUCUUAAAGGUACCUCAAGUAGCGGGAAGAAUUCGUCUCAUGAAGAAACAAAAGAUAAACAUGAUAAGCUUGCUGCAGAACAAAAUUCUGAGCUAUUAGCACUGUUGGAAGAAAAGAAGUUUGUGUGGAAUCAAUUUAAUAAAAUGGAGGCUGACUACAGUAAUAAAUUGAGAAAUAAACAAGAUGAAGUAAUAAAGGCAAAUGAGAAGAUAAACAUGCUUGUUUCCAGAAUGGAGGAACUGCAGUCUGAAAAUAGUAAAAAGGAUAGUAGAAUAUCAGAGUUGGAAAGUGUAGUGGCUGAUAUGGACACAGAAACAAAUACUAAAAAGGAUAGUAGAAUAUCAGAGUUAGAAAGUAUAGUGGCUGAUAUGGACGCGGAAACAAAUAGAUUAAACAAGGAAAUAUCUGGACUCUCAGCGGAGAUGGAAUCUUUAAGAAAGUUGAAGAACAGCGAAGUUAAACCCCUUUCAAAACGUUGCACGGCAGGAUCUAGUGGCUCUGGAACAAUUGAGAGCAGCAGGAGUAGAAGAAAGAUCACUUUUGACAAAGAGUUAUGUACUCCUGUUGGACCUGCUUCCACAUCCACAAAUUUCUCCAAAAAGGAGAAAAAAGGAUUGAAGAGGAAAGAAACUCCAGUUAUUCCCACCUCCGAGACACCCAAAUUGUUCUCUUCCAGCUUCAAGGUUCCAAAACUAAAGCCAUCUUUAAAGACGAUAUGA